UUCGCUUUCUAGCGGAGAACGACUUCAUUCGGACGACAUAGUGAAGCGAGCGCCAAGCGCCACUCAGUUUACUACAAACUCAAAUCGACGACGCAUGUCGCUUCUCUCGUUGUUGUGACCGUGUGUAUGGUGCUAGUGUAAUAACAUAACAGCAAAUUGUUUUGUGCUGUGAUAAUUUGUGUGGUGUAACCCUGUUCAUAAAACCGGGCUUUUCAAAGUUAUUGUGAUGCAGUUGAGCAUAUUCCUAUGGCUGUCUUGUGUAGCCCUCGCAGGAUAUGUUCGAGCGACAGAGGAGGGUGCAACUGGCGUUCCGUCAACGGAAGGCGCAGUACACCAGCACGACGAUCCGCUCGCAUCAGACAAGGAUCUGUUCAUCGACGAUGAUGGUUCCGGUGUAGAGAUCGACGAGAGCUCCGGCUCCGGGUGGGGUCCCGGGCCCGGUCCGGACGACGAGGACGGCCGUGCCGGCUCAGGUGACGCACCCAAUGCGCCUGAGGAUGACGAAGACUUCACUCUACGUACCACUACGACACCGGAACCGGUUGACUUCGAUUCAGACUAUUCGGAGGAGCAUAUGAUCGACUCGGUUCCGGAGACCGCACCCACAAUCCUGCCAGUAGACAAGUUCGAUGUAGUCAGUCCUCGUAUAUUAUCUAAACCAGAGGAAGCGCCAGACACACGUGGAUCUGGAGAGGAACAGUCCCCUCGUCCAGAUCAGACAGACAUUAGUAUAUCCGGGGAAGACAUCAACCCACCUAUUGACCAAGAUAAGUCUGGUUCGAACCUCGAACCGGAGUCGCGUCCGGCGGACAACGUCGUCUUCAUCAUGAACGCUAAAUCCGAGGAUCGCGCCACCAGCUUCUUCGCGCAGCCUGGAAUACUUGCGGCUGUGAUCGGCGGAGCGGUGGUAGGACUACUUUGUGCAAUUCUGGUGGUCAUGUUCAUAGUAUACCGCAUGCGCAAGAAGGAUGAGGGCUCUUACGCGCUCGACGAACCCAAGAGGAGCCCCGCCGCAGCCUCCUACGGGAAGGGUCACAACAACCGGGAGUUCUAUGCGUGAGACCACACAGAACAAACUCUGCCACAAGUUUAUUAAACGACACACAAAAAAGCAUAUUCAAAACGGCGGAUAACGCUAUUCCAAAUUUAAAUUCUGAUAUUGGCAGUUGCAACCCGUUCGUCGCUUCGAACGUUUCUAUAGUAAUGUGGCUAAAUUUGUUCUGUGAAUAUGGAUUUAUAUCCAAUAAAUAUAUCAACAUGUAAAUGUACUGAUUGUACUUUGCUAUGUACAAACCAUGUACGACCUAAUGUUGUCUAUUCGACAUUCGAAUUAAUGGUAAUUUGUAUGAAUUGAAUUUUAUCAAAAUAUCAAUUUUAAGACCAAAUUUUUAAAGUCAACUAGUUGUUGAUGCUCAUAAAUUGUCCUAAGUCUUGAUGUACCAUAAACUGGACAAUAGCAGCAAAUGCGUGAUCUGUUAAGAGUGAGACACAAAAAGAGAGAGAGAAAGAGACACAAAAAUAUUGUUGUCGCAUCUUUUUGUUUCUUCUAAAUAACAGCUAACGUUAUUGGUCAAGUUUAAAAAGUGUUCGACGUGACCAUGGCCAAUGUGUUUUGGACGUUGAGCGAUACUAGUUGAAAGCCUUUUAAUCGAAACUUAACGGGAGAUCUUGUAUAAUGUUGUUCUGUAAAAAAUAAAUGUGCCAUCCGCUUCUUUCGAUUGUAUAUUUGCCAAUCAUAUGUUAGUUUUACCUUCAUCGCAUAGAUUAUAUUCUAACUGUAGCAGAUAAUCUAUGGACACGUCCAUAUCUUGUUUGUCUAUAUCAUGUAUAAAGUUAUUAUUUGAAACCUCGUAAAAUAAACGUCAAAAAUAAUGUCACGCGUUAUAGACAUUUAAUAAAUUAAUAAGAAUUAUUUAAUAACAUUUAAAUUAAUCUCUUUAGUGAUUUACUGAAACCAUUACCUAAACAGUACGUUUUAUUUUACGAGGUUUGAAGAUAAAAUAUUUAAUUAUAAGCGUAAUUAAUAAUAUACACAUAUUACACAUACGAUUUGCACACGAAAGUGUAUCGCCGAGUUCUAGAAAAUCAUAUAUUGAAUAGAACAGUGGCCAUUGAAUUGUAAACUGUACGCUAUGACAAUCUGUAUGGAAACGACUUUAGAAUUCUUUUUUGUGUUCCUUUAGUAUAUAAGUCUUUUGUAAUUGUUUUUUUAUACUAACUAUGUGGGGUUUUAUCAUUAUUAUGUUUUAUACUUUUAAUUAAUUUUACUUAUUGUAAUUUAAGACGAUUUUGUCGUGUCGGCUAUGAUUGAAUAAUAACGCUUGUUAUCGCCUUUUUGGUUGUAUUUUUUUAUAUAAAAAUCAUUUUCCGUCAGUGCGCAACGAAUUUUUAUUCCAAUUUUCAUUUCAUGUUGAUAACAUUUCUUAUACUCACUAAGAUUUUUUUUAAAGCAAUCGCCUAACAAUUUCUUUGCCGAGUAAAUAUGACAAUUCGGUAUAUUAAUUUAUUUAAAUUACAUUUAAUAGUCGUGUAUCAUUGAUUAUAUCAAAAUAUAAAUUAAUCAAUUAGUAAUUUACGUGUAUGUGUAAUUUUUUAAUGAAUAAUUAUGAAAAUUGGAGUACGAUUCGGACAUAUUGAAAUAAUAUUGCUAGACAAAUAGUGUAUCGAGAUAUAUUGUAAUCUAAAAUGUAUUCUCAAAUACUAACUGCGUUUAAGCUAAUUAUAUAAGGAAAAAUAUACUAGUAUAAAAAUACUAACGUUACAGUAGUAUCAACCUUACCAGCAGAUUAAAGAGUGGGAGCAGGACGGCGUAUAUGAUGCGCUCUGUCACACUUCCGGAUGUCAUGUGACGCCGUAGUGACGCUCCGCACUUAAUAAUGAUGUUAUUACAUUACAAUACAAUUGAAAAUAAACCAAUAUUCUUCUUUAUGACAAAUAUAAAGUUAAAUUUAAUAGCGAUCGAGGUGAUAAAUAUGAAUAAAAUAUAAAAAUUAUAUGUAUUAUAUCGUGUUUGUAAAGACCAUAUUAUGGAGAUUUGUUUUUAAAAUACCAUUAAAACACUAUCAAUGAUAAGUCAUUAUUUUAUCACAUCGUAAAACAAAUGCAGAAAGUGAUAUGACCACCUUCAUUUUAAUAUUCUGAUGACAGCGAGUCUCUUAUAACUAAUAAAAAUCAAAGCGAACUUUGUUUCAUCAUUUUAUAUUUUAAAUUUUAAUUAAUAAUCUACACGACGAUUAUAAAAAGAUGCCAGAUCCACUACAAAAUACUUGUUUACUUAAAACGCAGCUAGUAUUCGUAUAUCUGCUAAAAACAUUCCUCUGCGAAUACAUUAAAAAAUAAUAUCCUAAAAUAUUAGCUAUGACGCUCACUUAGUGUAAGUAUCUGUACAUUAUAAUUGUAAAUUCUUUUAGAUCUAAUGCUACUAAUUUAUACAAUAACAUAGUAAUUCAGUAACCAAAUAUUAUUUUUUCUUUUUCAAAAUAGUCCAUUAUAUAUAGCAGAAGCUUAUAGGUUUUUCUUUUUUAAAUUAACAGAUAAAAAAUUAAUUCAAUAUUAAACUUGGCUAAUUAAAAUAUAUGAUCUGUGUCUAUUUUAUUUUUGUUUUAGUGUUUUAUCACAUAAACCAAGUUUGAUAGGUUAUUAAUAUCAAAGCGCAAAAGUGACGUACUGCUUUUAAAAAAUUACAAAACUAUCUGUCAUUUCGUUGACAACUUAAACUUAUGAUAGAAGUCUUUGGCACCAAUGCGUCUUGACUGCAGAUGUCAAACUUUCUUUUGCUUAGACGCAAUUUAAAUCUCACAAAUUAAAACAAACAUUCGUUUUUGUUAUCUCUAGACAAGCUUAAGUUCGAAUAAAUAGCGAAUAAGACCGUCACUUUUGUCCUGAGGUGUCUGGGGCAACUAUUGUAAGCAAUGCAGUGCCAAUGUUAUGCAAACUAUACGUUGCGUGUAAAGUCAUUUUGCAUUUAAGAUCACGCGAUUCAUUCUAUUUUUAAAUAACAAUGGCAUGGGAAUAUUUUAUAUCCAAAUAGACAUAUUUAUUUUUGCUCAAAUUAUUAAACCAUGGACGAUUUCUUUUUUUCAUAUUUUAUCUGAAUAUUUGAAAAUGAUUUAUUCGAUUUUGUAAACUUUUUCAUUUUUGGCAGCUUUUUAAAUUAUAUUUGAAUAUAAUAUAAAAUGUAUGUUGAAUGAUAAAUAAUCUAUGAAAAUCUUUUGCAGUUGUCUUAAGGGUUUAUUUCACAAAUAAAUAAAUUCUGUAUGUUUUCAAUAUGUAUAACAGAGUUUAAAAUUAUUUAAUACAGCUUUGAAUGGUGCUUAUAAUUAUUUUAUUACAAUGGGUAUUGAAAUAGAAUUUAAGAAAUAUUUCCAUGAGGUAACCUAACUUACCUUAAACAUUUUAAUAUUUUACCAACAUGAUAUUUUAGUACAUAGCUCACCUGCCGGCUCGGACAGACGCAUUCGAUGAUUGCCAAACCGAUUCUUUCAUUAAAUCGGUCACGUGACAUAUCAAACACAGUGCGUCAUUUCUAUACAUUUUGAUGUUUUCUACAAACGAAUUCGUCAAUAGAUAUGUUGCUUGUCCGGACCCACUGAAUAAUUAUCAUUAAACUUAUCAAUGGUGAAAUGAAUCCUUAAUAUUUAAUAUUAUUUUAUAACAAUGACUAAUGUUUUCGAUUAAGGCUAGAUUUAGGGUAGGAUAAAUAUAUCGAUGUCCACCUUGUAAAUAAUGCUCCUUUACACUUAGGUAAUUAUACAGGUCAUUAUGAACAAA
This is a messenger RNA of Vanessa tameamea, 4770 nucleotides long. It is a transcript of the gene Sdc, whose product is annotated as syndecan. Bases 227 to 1060 code for a protein of 277 amino acids. The record is from RefSeq and is a predicted model, not a curated record. NCBI's taxonomy places the organism in Eukaryota, Metazoa, Arthropoda, Insecta, Lepidoptera, Nymphalidae. Gene Ontology annotation, cellular component: membrane; cell surface. Gene Ontology annotation, biological process: cell migration. The transcript has 5 exons.